AUGGUACGAAUCCUUGCCGUCCUCAUGCUCUCUGAAGUCACUGACCCCAAUCUCGCUGCUGAGCUCAAGAAGAAGAGGACUUUCCGUACCUUCUUUUACCGUGGAAUUGCUUUGGACAAGUUGCUCGACUUGAGUAAUGAGGAGUUCGUCGAGCUCGUCCACGCCCGUGCUCGCCGCCGCUUCCAGCGCGGUCUCAAACGCCGCCCCAUGGGCCUCAUCAAAAAGCUCCGCAAAGCCAAAAAGGAGGCCCUCCCCAACGAAAAGCCCGCUGUCGUCAAGACCCACCUCCGUGACAUGAUCAUCGUCCCCGAGAUGAUUGGCAGCGUUGUUGGUAUUUACAACGGAAAGGUGUUCAACUCGGUGGAAAUCAAGCCGGAGAUGGUGGGCCACUACUUGGCGGAGUUCUCGUGCACGUACAGGCCUGUUAAGCACGGUCGACCUGGUAUUGGUGCUACCAACUCUUCUCGAUUCAUUCCUCUCAAGUAA
Coprinopsis cinerea okayama7#130 is the source of this 486-nucleotide messenger RNA. RefSeq names its product 40S ribosomal protein S15. Gene Ontology annotation, biological process: translation; ribosomal small subunit assembly. Gene Ontology annotation, molecular function: RNA binding; structural constituent of ribosome. The record is from RefSeq and is a predicted model, not a curated record. Bases 1 to 486 code for a protein of 161 amino acids. Lineage: Eukaryota; Fungi; Basidiomycota; Agaricomycetes; Agaricales; Psathyrellaceae. The transcript has 6 exons. Gene Ontology annotation, cellular component: cytosolic small ribosomal subunit; ribosome.